Molecule: messenger RNA, 2023 nt
Organism: Actinia tenebrosa (Australian red waratah sea anemone)
Lineage: Eukaryota; Metazoa; Cnidaria; Anthozoa; Actiniaria; Actiniidae
Product: meiosis-specific nuclear structural protein 1
Biological process (GO): cilium organization
Cellular component (GO): motile cilium
Source: RefSeq, a predicted model, not a curated record
AGGCUCCUGGUUACCUUGACGAACACAAUCUGAAAAAACAUAAGAAAUUACACUCAAAAUUAACCUCAAAAAUACUCAUUUUUAGCUGGUUUUUCCACCAUUUAUAGCAACCAUAACUUAAGAUAUACAUCUAAGGAGGUUUCUGGACAAUCAAAGUGGAAAUUGAAGCAUUUUCUGGUAUAAAGAUGGCAUCAAUCAGAAGAGGGAACCUUACUCACAUACAGCAACAGCGAAUGCUUACAGAGACCCGACGCAAAGAAAACCUACGAGAGGACCAGAUCAAAAGAAUAGCACAGGAAAAAACUUUAGAGGCAAAUUUAGCGAGUGAAGAAAGAAUUGAAAAUAGGAGAUUUUUGAGGAGACUACAGCAGGAGGAGCAAGAACGACAGACAGAUGAAGCCAUUAUCAAGUCAGCGGAGCAGAAAAGAAUCAAAGAACAACAACAAGAGCAAGAUAAAAGACUAGCAAAAGAGCUAGAGAAUCUCAAACUAGAAGCAUUAAAAGAUGAAAAACUGAGACAACAUAUCCGAGAAACAAGUGUUGAGCUGCGUGAACUUGAAGCCAAGCUUAAAGCUGGUUACAUGAACAGAGAGAGAGCUGCACAGUUGGCAGAAAGAAAAGUCAUGGAACUGGACAAACAGAAAAUAGAAGAAGAAAUAAACUGCAAGAUGGAAGAAGAAUACAAACGCGCACUGGUUGUGGAGAGGCAGAAGGAGGAGCAACGAUGGGAAGAGAGCGUACGCUACCAGGAAGAACUAGAGAAACAGCUAGCAGAGAAGGAGAAGAGAAAGCAACUGGCUUAUGAAGAGUUCCUGAAGGAGAAGUUGAUGAUUGAUGAAAUUGUUAGAAAGAUUUAUGAAGAAGAUGAGAGAGAAAUACAGAAUAGAAUAGAGAAGCAGCAUGCCACACAGAGAUACAUUUCUGAAUUCAAGGCUAAGAGAGAAGAGUGGAAACAACGGGAGAGAGAGCUAAUGGAGGAAGAGAACAAAAGAAUCCUGGAGUUUGCUAAGCUACAACAAAUGAGAGAAGAGGAAAGAAUGGAAAAGAAGAAAGAACAAGAGAAAGCAAUGGCAACAGUACAACAAUCUCUUUCUAAGAGGAUCCAGCAAGAAGCAGAGGAUCGCGAUGAAAUGGAGAGGAUUCGUCUCGAGCUGUACUUGGAGGAACAGGAAGAGAUGGAAAGACAAAAGGAAAGGAUGGAAAUGGAAAACAAGAUCAGGCAGCGUCUGGACCUACAAGAAACACGACGACAGCAGCUGGAAUUCAAAGAACAGCGGUUACAGGCUGAGAGGGUUGAGGAGGAAAAGUUUAGACAAAAGAUGAUGGAGAAAUUCGCUGAAGAUGAUCGCAUAGAACAGAUGAAUGCACAAAAAAGGCGAAUGAAGCAACUAGAACAUAAGAGAGCAGUAGAACAACUGAUCGAUGAUAGACGACGACAACACCAGAUGGAAAGGGAAGCAGAGCUAAACGCUCGCCUUGAAGAACAAAGAAUGGAAUCAUUCCGCAGACAGAUCAUCGAGGAAGAGAGACAGAGAUUAUUGCGAGAACACGCUACUAAACUUCUGGGUUAUCUUCCAAAGGGUGUUCUACGCGAUGAAGAGGAUCUCGAUCUGUUUGACGAGGACUUCCGAACAGCUUACAGGUCACGUCGCGUGGACCUAUUCGACGAGGUGUCAUCAGACCCCAGCCAAUAGGAACACGACAAUCAUGAUCACGUGAUAUGUAGAAUUCAUAUUCCAUUUUUUGUACAUAGAUAACUUCGAGCUUAGGCUAACUUAAACUUGGUAAAUGUUUUUUUUUCUUCUUUUUUCAAUCGAAGAUCCAUCCAUUUUAUAACCCUGACCAUAAGAAACACUGAAUAAGUAAGACAUCAAGUUUAUACUGAAUAUGGCGAUUUCCCCUGGGGGAGGGGGGUUGAAUUUGACAAACCAAUGGGUGUCCAAACAACGUAGGCGAAUGAAAAUAAGGGUGUUUAUGUUUAUCUGUGUCUAGUGUUGGUUAUUAAAAUGUCGUAAUUUCAUUA